Messenger RNA from Trypanosoma cruzi, 534 nucleotides. RefSeq lists its product as uncharacterized. The transcript has a single exon. Bases 1 to 534 code for a protein of 177 amino acids. Lineage: Eukaryota; Euglenozoa; Kinetoplastea; Trypanosomatida; Trypanosomatidae. The record is from RefSeq and is a predicted model, not a curated record.
AUGAGUCGGAACAUAGAAAUGGAUCUGAAUGCAUCCGUGACGAAGACUGCGCUCGCCACCGCGUUGAGGAAGGCAGUGGGCUCGAGGGAUGCUCGCAAGAGUGAGGCCGUUGACGGCAGCGGCGAGCACGUUCCUGGGAAAAUUGCGGGAGGAAUGAAUGGUCAGAACGUCCCCGGAAGAACAAAACGGCAUCAAGAAAUGUGUCCUUGCGCGAUCUGGAGCGGCGUGAGUCCAGACGGCCGCCUCGCCCUGUUUGACGACGUGGAGUUGAUACCACGCGAUUCAACUGGCGGCCGCACUGCGCGUGUGUGCGUGUCUCUGGCGUUGCUGCUGCUGCUGGAACUGUGUGGAGUUGUGGUAGUCUUUCGAGCGAAAGAGGGUGGGAUUGUGACUCCCCACGGGGGAUAUUUGCCGCAUACUUUGCGGUUUUUAUGUCACUUUUUCUUCUCCUCUUUUUUAAUGAUUUACGGAUCGCUUUUUAAACCUUUUUUUCUUCUUUGUAAUGCUCUUUUUGAUGCUUUCCCACUGGAGUAA